AUGGCUGCCGCGAGGGAACUGGAAGAUUAUCUGGAGACUGGAAGAUACAAGGAUGGCUUGAGCAAAUGUAACAAGCUGUUGAAAAAGUCACCGGCCAAUAACCAACUCUUGUACUUCAAGGCAAACUUCCUCUUCAGCAUGAUGCAAACCGAUGAAGGCAAUCAGAUUCUGGAUCAGCUUUGUAGUAGAAAUCCUCCUAUUGUUGAUCUUACUUUGAUCUCGGAUCUCGAUGAGUUGGCUACAAUGGCUAUUGUGGAUGAUUACCCACGCGCGCUGAGUAACGGACCACGAGCUGGCAAGUUGUGGACAAAUGCAACCAAUUCGGCGGGUAAAAACGGUGUGAUUGCUAUCAAUCAGAAGCGCUUCACGAUUGCAGUGAGCGAGCAAAGAUGGCAAGAUGCGGCUACUGCGUUAAUUGCAAUGAAGAAGGCAGACCCUUUGAACAGGCGUUACAAGCUAGCACACAUUGCUGUUCAGCAGUUACUCAGCGAGGCAGAUAAGGACGAAAAGGUGGCUGGCAUGAAUCGUAUUCUUGCUUUCCGAACUCUCAAACAGAUGCCGGUCGAGGAUUCUGCACAGCUGAGACUUAUGAUGAAUCUCUACCGCAGACAGGGGCAGAAGAAGGACAUGAUCGAAGCCUUGGACUCGUUCAAGGAUAAGCCGGAUGACAAGCUUGCUAAACAAAUCAUGAGUGAUUGGCCUUUCACAAGACAAAAGAUCCAAUUGUACAUUGCGGAAUCUCGAUGGCAGGAGGUUCUCGAUCUGUGCUCCUCUCUGCUGGAUGAGAACUCUCCAGACGGUACACUAAAAGUAAGAGACGACUGGGUUGUUUGGGAUGGCCUAGUAAGAGCUGCAGCCAAGCUCGGCAAGCCGGACGUCACACCUGCUGUCACCGAGAAGGAUGACUGGAGAAUCAAGCGACUACAGAUGAUGGCCAAUGUACAGGCUACAGUCUUAUCUGAGGCAGAGACAGAUACGAGGACGAAGUCACAAGAGACUUUGCAGUCUGCAAAGGAGUUUUUUACGGAGUGGCAGUCAUACCCUUUCUGCUACGGUGAUAUCAGAGAAUUCGUGGACGAUCUGCCAUCUGAGGCCCAGCAAGAGUUCCUUGACCACGUCUCUCAGACUUCGAUGAAGCUGACCAACUCCGACGCUGCAAAGAAGUCAACGAAGGCCUCCGAUCUGCUCAAUUCAGAGAUCAACGCGUUGAAGUUUCAGUACCGCAUUAACAUCGGCAUUACCAAGCCAAAAGCAGAUGUUAUCAAGAACUUCGCGUGCGAGUGCAUUCGACUCAUGGAGACUAGCUCACAGAGCAAGUUACUUCUGUCCGAUGCUUGCUAUCUAGCUGUCUCAGCACUCAUCAGACUAUAUGAGCUUGAGAGUGACAUUACGUAUCUCUUCCAGGCCGCAUACCUCCUUGAGACUGGUCCUGUGACUGAGGACGCACACCCCGGUAAAGUCCUGCUCGUGUACCUCGAGACCGAGCUGGGCCUACAUUCUCUGGCCAUGAAGCAAUAUGCCAGUCUGCGUGUGCGAGAGAUACAGCAAGAGACGAUGGCUCAUUCUCUCCUCACAAGAAUUUCUGUCAACCAUCCCUUCGCACUUGAUCAGAGAGGAGAGGCAUCAGUCGAUCCCUAUGAGAUCAUCGACAACGCCUUGGACAUGUUCUUUGCGACCGACAAGAAACUUGCGCACUCGCAAUCCUCACUCCUGAAGCAGGGACAAUGUGAUUUGGUCUUUGAGCUGCAGGAGCUGCGGGACACGCUCGAGCACAGCUUCACCAGGCGCAUGCUUAUCCUUGAACAAUGCAGAAUGGCUCGCUUGACUGACAAUCCAUUCCAUCCUCGCACCCCAGACAUUCGACCGAGCAUCUUCGAAGGCUGGACGCAGGACCUCAAAGACAGCAGAGAUUACGCAGAGACAUUCAACUUUGAUGGUGUUGGUACUGAGAGCACACCCGAGCGUAGAUUACACAGUGCGGGUAAGAUUCCGAACGUCAACUGGAUCUCACAAGCUAUUGUAAACGAGGACGUUUGGGCUUUGCUUUCCAGCAGACCCACUGUGUGCGCCAAGUCGAGCUGUGUCACAGAAGAGGAAGCUGCUGCAUUUGCAGCGGCAGGUGCCAAUGAGCUCACUCCGACCGAAAAGGCAUUAGCAAAGCCUUGGGCACAACUGCUCCAGGCUACAAAAUCGCUACUUGGUACCAAUGAAAUCAAGCCCGAUGCUGGACUACUCGAUCGUCUCGCCAAGUCUACCCAAGAGCUCUCCACAUCUGAUAUUCUCGGCAUCCAGAAGGCGUCUGGUCUACCACCGUCGAGCUACACGCUGCAGCCCUACUUCUUGCUACUCGACUUUAUCCGCAGCGCCGCCUUCUUCUGCAACGUCGCCACCGAUGUGGAGAAGAAAAAGCGUCAAGGCAAUCGUCUGCCUCCUCAGCCUGUACAGCGCAUCCGUGAUGCCGUGGCUAAACACUUCGUAGCUUUGCAGACACUCGCGCGCGAGCAAAAAGCAAAGAUUGACGGUAGAGAUAUGGUGCAGGCAUUGCGUGAAGGAACCACAGGCGAUGCCAUGGCCGAGGCUGCGUUUUUGAGUCAGGGCAUUAGAACCUUUGCUACAAAGGCCGAAGCUAGUGCUUUGGAUGCUUGGGAGGGUGUGUUGAAGGUUAGACUUGGACUUAAAUAG
Aureobasidium subglaciale EXF-2481 is the source of this 2682-nucleotide messenger RNA. RefSeq lists its product as uncharacterized. Lineage: Eukaryota; Fungi; Ascomycota; Dothideomycetes; Dothideales; Saccotheciaceae. Gene Ontology annotation, cellular component: cytoplasm; NatB complex. The transcript is spliced from 4 exons. The coding region runs from base 1 to 2682 and encodes 893 amino acids. Gene Ontology annotation, biological process: N-terminal peptidyl-methionine acetylation. Gene Ontology annotation, molecular function: protein binding; protein-N-terminal amino-acid acetyltransferase activity. The record is from RefSeq and is a predicted model, not a curated record.